AUGGGAAUGGACAUAUACGGAAACCCUGUCGUCAUUCCCUACAUUAACAAUCGCCUCCGCAAUGAAGCGGCUGCCUUGCAGUUCAUCAGCGAGCACACGACGAUCCCGGUCCCCAAGUUUUUGGGGCUCUGGGAAGAGCACGGCCUGGUGUAUCUCAAGACCGCAAUGGUGAAGGACGCCGUUGAGCUGCAACACGUGGACGAAGCACGCCUACCGACGGCGGUCGAGAAAGUGACGGCCCAGUUGGAGGCGGAGAUCAUCCCGCAGCUUCAACGACUACGCCGAAACUUUAUUGGCAGCGCCAACCCUGAACUACCUGUGGUUGUGCCGCAUUUGCUCUGGAAAUGGAAAGACAAGCGGAUUUGGCCGCGUGUGACCUCUGCAACGGAUGAAUUUGUUUUUAUCCACUCGGACUUGGACCGUCAGAACAUUCUCGUGGACCCCGUCACGUUUCGCAUCGUGUGUAUUCUCGACUGGGAGACGGCGGGCUUUUUCCCCCCAGACUGGGAACUACCGAAGUGGAAACUGGAGGGCCGCAGUCAGGACAAACAUCGCGUGCAGUUGGAGGCUAGGAAGCACCAACGGGCCUUUUUUGGGGAUGAGUUUGUUGACAACAAAUGA
Messenger RNA from Sporothrix brasiliensis 5110, 621 nucleotides. RefSeq lists its product as uncharacterized. NCBI's taxonomy places the organism in Eukaryota, Fungi, Ascomycota, Sordariomycetes, Ophiostomatales, Ophiostomataceae. The record is from RefSeq and is a predicted model, not a curated record. The transcript has a single exon. The coding region runs from base 1 to 621 and encodes 206 amino acids.